UGAAACUCAACUUCUCUUUCUUCCCAAAUUUAGAAAGUCUUCAUCUUCGUUCAAACAACCUUACUGGGCUCAUCCCACUUGAGAUAGGGAUGCUGAAAAAUCUGACCUUUUUAGACCUUUCUUAUAACAUGCUCGUCGGUCCAAUCCCAACUACUCUGGUCCAUUUAACUAAUUUGAGAAGUUUAUACCUUAGUUGGAAUAAAAUCAAUGGAUCCAUUCCUCUCGAAAUAGGGAUGCUGAAAAAUCUGACAUUUUUAUCCCUUUAUUGGAACAUGCUCGUCGGUCCAAUCCCUACCACUCUAGUCCAUUUAACUAAUUUGAGAUUUUUAGAUCUUGCUCGGAAUAAAAUUAAUGGAUCCAUUCCCCCCGAAAUAGGAAUGCUAAAAAAUCUUACCCAUUUAUCCCUUUCAUCGAAUAUGCUCGUCGGUCCAAUCCCUUCCACAAUUGGUCAUUUAACUAAUUUGGAAUCUUUGAACCUUGGUGAAAAUCAAAUCCAUGGAUCCAUUCCCCCCGAAAUAGGGAUGCUGAAAAAUCUAACCCUUUUAUCCAUUUAUUCGAACAUGCUUGUCGGUCCAAUCCCUACCACUCUGGUCCAUUUAACUAAUUUGAGAAUUUUAUACCUUGAUCAAAAUAAAAUCAAUGGAUCAAUUCCUCCUGAAAUAGGGAUGCUAAAAAAUCUGUUAAUUUUAUCCCUUUAUUCCAACAUGCUCGUUGGUCCAAUCCCUUUCACAGUUGGUCAUUUAACUCAUUUGGAAUAUUUAAACAUUAGCUGGAAUAAAAUCAAUGGAUCAAUUCCCCCCGAAAUAGGGAUGCUGAAAAAUCUGUCCUCUUUAUCCAUUUAUUCAAGCAUGCUCAUCGGUUCAAUCCCUUCCGCAAUUGGUCAUUUAACUAAUUUGAAAUCUUUGAUCCUUGGUAAAAGUCAAAUUAAUGGAUCCAUUCCCUCCGAAAUAGGGAUGCUAAAAAACUUGAUCUAUUUAUCUCUUUAUUCGAACAUGCUCGUCGGUCCAAUCCCUACCACUCUUAGCCAUUUAACUAAUUUGGACUAUUUGGACCUUAGUCAAAAUAAAAUCAAUGGAUCCAUUCCUCCCGAAAUAGGGAUGAUGAAAAAUUUAACCACUUUAGACCUUCAUUCGAACAUGCUCAUUGGUCCAAUCCCUUCCACAGUUGGUCAUUUAACUAAUUUGAGAUAUUUGGACCUUAGUUGGAAUAAAAUCAAUGGAUCAAUUCCUCCUGAAAUAAGGAUGCUGAAAAAUCUAUCCUCUUUAUCCCUUUAUUCGAACAUACUCGUCGGUCCAAUCCCUUCCACAAUUGGUCAUUUAAUCAAUUUGAGAUAUUUAGACCUUGGGGCGAAUAAAAUCAAUGGAUCCAUUCUUCCCGAAAUAGGGAUGCUGAAAAAUCUGACCACUUUAUACCUUUAUUCGAACAUGCUCAUCGGUCCAAUCCCUUCCACAAUUGGUCAUUUAACUAAUUUGAAAUAUUUGGACCUUAGUCGGAAUAAAAUCAGUGGAUCAAUUCCUCCCGAAAUAGGGAUGCUAAACAAUUUGACCUCUUUGUCCCUUGGUUCAAACAUGCUUGUCGGUCCAAUUCCAACCACUCUGGGUCAUUUAACUAAUUUGGAAUCUUUGGACCUUAGUCGGAAUAAAAUCAAUGGAUCCAUUCGUCCUGAAAUAGGGAUGCUAAAUAAUUUGACCUAUGUUAACCUUUGCCAUAACUUUAUUAGUGGUGAAAUACCUACUGCACUUGGGACCAUUGGCAAAAGGGAUUUAUGUCGUCAAUUCAAGAUUUUCCCUCCACGUCACAAAAGCAAAAAAUCAAUCAUAACCGAAAUAGAAAUUUUUGCUCCCAUCACCACUUUCCUCGGGUUCCUGGUUAUUGGGGGUAUUCUCUUGUCUCGUUGUGUGUUCAAGAAAAAUCAGAUUGAGUCUAGGCAAUCAAAGAAUGGAAACAUAUUCUCGAUAUGGAAUUAUGAUGGACAUAUUGCAUAUGAAGACAUCAUUGAAGCAACCGAAGAUUUUGACAUCAGAUAUUGCAUUGGAACCGGUGGUUAUGGUAGCGUUUACAAAGCAGAAUUACCAAGCGGAAAUGUGGUUGCCUUAAAGAAACUUCAUCAGAGAGAGGUUGAGAAUCCAGUUUUCUGUAAGAGUUUUAUAAAUGAGGUGAGGGUGUUAACAGAGAUUCGACAUCGAAAUAUUGUGAAGUUGCAUGGGUUUUGUGUACAUAAAAGAUGCAGAUUUUUAAUUUAUGAAUACAUGGAAAGGGGAAGCCUAUUUUGUGUCCUAAGAAAUGUUGAUGAAGCUAUGGAACUGGAUUGGAGCAAGAGGGUAAACAUCAUCAAAGUCACAGCACACGCCUUAUCUUACAUGCAUCAUGAAUGCAUCCCAGCAAUUGUUCAUAGAGAUAUAUCAUCCAACAACAUUUUGCUGAACUCCGAAUUCCAAGGUUUUAUCUCUGACUUUGGAACUGCUAAACUUCUUGAUCCUGACUCAUCCAAUCAAACAUUGGUUGUUGGCACUUAUGGUUAUAUUGCCCCAGAGUUUGCCUACACAAUGACAGUUACUGAAAAAUGUGAUGUAUAUAGCUUUGGAGUGGUGGCGCUAGAAGUAUUAAUGGGAAGGCAUCCAGGAGAACUCUUGUCCUCAUUAUCAUCAUCAUCAUCUCAAAACAUGAUGCUACAUGAAAUAUUAGACCAACGCCUGCCACCUCCAAAUUGUCUAAUUGGACAGGAUAUUUUGCUCGUUGCUACAAUAGCAUUUGCAUGCCUUCACACUCAGCCAAAGUCUCGGCCUACAAUGAAAUGUGUGUCACAAGAAUUUUUCUCUCACAAAAAGCCAAAUGUCAUACCCUUGACUACGGUUUCACUCCUGCAAUUGAGGAAACAAGCAACAUAUAUGCUGGAUUAGGAUUUGCUUAUUGUUAGGGUGUUUUGUGUGUUGUCAACGUGUCAUUUACAUUUCUCAAUCUUUUUUCAAGAAAAAUAUUAUUUGUAAGCAUUCCAAAUCACCUCAUAAACCUGAAAUACUCACUUUUCGAAGUUGGAAUCGGCUGAAACAAAAUGGGGUCGGUGUGUUUGUAUGAGAUAAGUGUGCAAAUAUAAAGUAGAAGUAAAUUAAGUAAAAUCUUAUAGAGAAUUUGAGCAGAUUCAUAAUUUCUUCUUCAGGAACAAUAAACUUUUCAAAAUAUCUUUGAUAUCAGGAUCAUCCCCAGCUUCUUUGUCCUACUAAAAAAGAAAUAAACAAAUUUUAUAUCUAGUUAGAGUAGUACCUAGCAUAAAAGCUCAAAACUUUAAAGCCUUAAGUGGAGUUUUUUGAUACUCCUCUUCGAUUUUAAUUGUAUAAUAAAAUAUAUUUAGAUAAGGUUACAAAAAGUGUAAAAAUAUACAUGUUAACUUUUUUGUGCGUUAGGAAAAAAAGGAAACCAUUGAUCAAUAACAAAUAUAUGACAAAAGAGAAAUGGGACAAGCUAUGAUGAGGAACUUAAUUACCUUGUGAACAUAUGAGAUAUUAGUUUUGCCAGGACCUAUAACUAUAAUUCCACCUUGCUGCCUGAGAAACAACAAACUUAUUGAAAGCAAACAACUCAUAUUUGACAAACUUAGCCUAAAUGGAUAAAGAUCACUAAAACUAUUAAUCCAACUAUCUUAUUGAAGGUAGGCCUUAUAAUUUAUUCAAUUCUAUACUUUUUUUUUUUUUUUCAAUUUACCCAUUAGUGUAGAGUCAACUGUUGCCAAAUUUCUUUGGUGGCUUCUCCAAGAUCUUGUUUAAGCCACCAAGGGGAUUUAGUUGUGAUGGAUUUAGGUUCUGUUGAUAAUGCUAUUAUGUCAAGUCAAGAUGCAGGUUUUGUUGAUAGUUGCUAGGUGUUGAAGAAAAGUACAUAAGUGGAUACUUUGAUCUCAUCAUUAAAGAAAAUGGACACAGUAGUUACAACAAGAUGUUUUGCAUACCAGCCACCUCUAGUCAUGGCAUCCUUUUCAAAUGAAAGCUUCCAGUCUUGUCAAUAGCCUUCCAUGUAUAACUGUAUUAUCUUGAGACCUACCUGCAGCGUCAUAGAAACAACUAAACUAAGAAUUCCUAGAUGCAAUCACAAAGUGCUAAUUUUCGCAAAUACCUUAUGUAAGCCACAAGUACUAGUACCAAAAAUGGAUCUUCACAUACUUUCGUAGUAAAUGUAGUUGAAACCCCUGAGACAAAUUGUAAAGCUUUAUACAAUGAGUGGGUCGGGUCGGCAUAAACUUAUGAAACAAACAAGUCUUAUUAGUAGGCAGCAAAAUUAAGACACAUUACAAUCUUUACUGUUGGGAAGUAUAGACUCCACAAGAUAAAAUUGAAAAGAUUUCUCUUUCAUUCUUUUACGCUCCUGCUUUGAUGAGUAGUAAGGUCUUUCCACAAUGAAGGCUGAUUUGCACCAACAUGAAUGACAUUGUCAUUGCUACCAUCACCAAACCUUCACCAUCACAUCCUCAUCAUUAUCACAUUAUUGUUGUUAUCAUCAUCAUCAAUUGGCAAUAGAAACAAUCGUUCCAUAUCUACACUGAUUUCUAUAGCAUAAAAUUGAACAGAUUUCUCCUUCAUUCUUUUACACCCAUGCUUUGAUGAGUAGUAAAGUCUUUUCACAAUACAUGCUGCUUUGCAACAACAAGAAUGACACCAUUAAUGCUGUCAUCACCAAACCUUCACCAUCUCAUCCUUAUCAUUACAACAUUAUUGUGUUAUUAUCAUCAUCAAUUACCAACAGAAACAAUGGUUCCAUAUCCACACAGACCCCUUUAUCAUAGAGUAAUUGAAAUUUCAAGAUAUACGAACUGUAAGAACUUAAAUAUAAACAAGAAAUUUCAAACAGAAAACAAAAUAGGACUAGAAUUGCACAUGUAAUUGACCCAGAGCCACCAUCUAAUCUCCAUGUUUCCAUUUUACUCCAGUGACAGUAAAACCAAAGUAGAACUAGAUGUACGACUGCCGAUACAAUAGAAUAGACAUAGUGUACGAAUUCUUCAAAAAACAUACCUCUGAAUUUUGUUUACUCAGUAAAUGCUCUUGCUUGCAUAAAAUUACUGCUACCAAUUACUUCAAAAGUUUAUGUUAUUUCCUUGACAAACAAUUGGGACCAAGGGUGAGAAAUGAUUUCAGUGGAGCAUAAUGUUGUUAGUCACAUAUUUAUCCUUAAAAAACACGUGAAGAGUGCCCUUGGUUUACUCAUGAAACUUCCGUACAUAUUUAUAAUCACCCUUAUUCCAAGGAUGGCAUACUGACACCCAAAAAAUACACGAGCACCUUAUUAUUGUAUACUUAAUUAAUCUAUCAAGUCUUACUGAAGCAAAUAUCAGUAGUUUAAUUAAUCAUCAGUACAUACUUGAUCAAUACUACGAGGUCUAAUUACAACCAAAGCCACAUUUGAUGUAUCCAUUAUAUCCUGUCAACAUAUCAUAUAUAUUAGUACUAUGUUGACAUCAAUACUUCCCACUUAUCAUUUUAAACCAACAAAAAUUAAUGGGGAAGAUGCCAAUAAGUUAUUGAGUAUUUUCUACUCCUUAACAAUCUUACAUUGUUGUUAACAUCAUGGGGGAGCAAAUACUUUGUUUCUUUUCGCAGGUAGAAUUUAUGUUAUAACAAAAUGAAUGAACGCAUGGCAUCUAUAGUCCAUCCACACACUUAGCUUCUUGGUGGCAAGAUAAUCAACUCCUUUAAGGCAAAAGACACACCUACAAAAUAAGAGAUAAGUACCAUACGCAAAAUGAAUGAUCGGUGCACACUACUUAAGUGAAAAUAUUACCUCCAUUAGCCUCUACUAUCUCUUUUAUGUUCAUUGUGAUAGAAAUCUGCACAUAAUAAUCAUAUAUUUAUAUAAUCUCUGACCCAAAAUGGUGAGCGAAUGCCACGACAGCGACAGCUUUCCUAUCUAUCCACAAAUCAGAAAUCGGGAUCGCAUUUCCAUUCAAAUCGAACACUUUCACUGUGUCUAGCACACUUGCCGUAUCUUCACCCGCCACUGAAGUUUCAGCAACUAUUGACAUCCGCACAUGUCAUCAUUCAAAAUAAUUACAUUUGUUUGCCGAGAAAAUGAGGAAAUAUAAACAUCAUGAUACUCAAGAUUUUCAGUGUAAAACGAUGGAAAUUAAUAAAAGGACACAUAUUAUUCUUUACUUUUUUUUCCCUCUUUUCUGUUUAUAAAAACCAAAGAUAUAUGAUUAUUACUAGAAAUUUAAACAGACCUACCAAGACAACCCAAUAUUGUAGAAGUCAUGAGGAGGGUUUGCCAUAGUGAGAAAUUGGUUGCAUACUUGAGGUGUUUGGGAAUCGUAGAAAGUUUGAGAGUGCAAUUUGGUGAUAGGCCAGGAAGCGCAUGUGUUGAAGUAGGGUUGGUGAUCCUGUUGGAGUAGAGAUUAUUGGUUGAAAGUGUGGUAGACAGAAGUCGCCCUGGAUGGAUGCUCGAAGGAUAAGCAAAAACUCUGCCCAAGGACUCUGGUUGCUAAACUUUUUG
Molecule: messenger RNA, 6474 nt
Organism: Carya illinoinensis
Lineage: Eukaryota; Viridiplantae; Streptophyta; Magnoliopsida; Fagales; Juglandaceae
Product: MDIS1-interacting receptor like kinase 2-like
Exons: 2
Coding region: 90-2900 (936 amino acids)
Biological process (GO): hormone-mediated signaling pathway; protein phosphorylation
Cellular component (GO): plasma membrane
Molecular function (GO): protein binding; protein kinase activity; ATP binding
Source: RefSeq, a predicted model, not a curated record